Gracilinanus agilis (Agile Gracile Mouse Opossum) is the source of this 4298-nucleotide messenger RNA. RefSeq names its product SNF2 histone linker PHD RING helicase (gene SHPRH). The record is from RefSeq and is a predicted model, not a curated record. The transcript is spliced from 24 exons. Gene Ontology annotation, molecular function: ATP binding; ubiquitin protein ligase activity; ATP-dependent chromatin remodeler activity. NCBI's taxonomy places the organism in Eukaryota, Metazoa, Chordata, Mammalia, Didelphimorphia, Didelphidae. Gene Ontology annotation, cellular component: nucleus. Gene Ontology annotation, biological process: protein polyubiquitination; DNA damage response.
AUGUGAAGAAGGGAGCUUCUAUCAUUGCCAUCUUCAAUUGUGGAACAAGUCAAAGGUCAUGGUUUGGCUGGAUCUUUUAAACUGGGAAAGAAUUACAAGGAACAGAAGAAAUGUGAUAGAACUAAAAAACAGACAACAAAGAGUCCUAGAAAGAGUCUGAAUAAAUUUUCUGAUGAAGAAAAACAUCAAUCAGAGAGCAAGGACACAGUUUCUGAAAAUAAGGAAGAAAAAUCCCUAUCAUCAAACAUCACUGAGGAAGAGCAUGAUUAUUGUGAGGUCAGUAGAGACCAUGGCAGACUGAGGAAAAAGCGGGAUCAACACUUGAAUGAAAAACAUCAGCCUAAAGCUAAAAAAUUAAGUAGAGCUGAUUUGCAAAGAUCCAGUGAUCCCCCAGGUGCUCCUGUUAUUGUCUCUAAAAGUGAACCAAACUCUGAAGAAGACAACAUGAAGGACCAGGUUCCUGAAUCUCAAGACCAUGCUGGUAGUGAGAUACCACAUGCUAAUUCCAUAAGUCCCUUCAAUACUUCUGACUAUCGUUUUGAGUGUAUUUGUGGAGAACUUGGCCUAGUAGACUAUAAAGCCCGUGUUCAGUGUCUAAAAUGCCACCUGUGGCAACACGCAGAAUGUGUGAACUACAAGGAGGAAAACUUGAAAAUUAAGCCUUUUUACUGUCCCCAUUGCCUAGUUGCAAUGAAACCAGUUUCCACAGGAGCAACUUUGAUUAUCUCUCCAAGCUCUAUCUGUCACCAAUGGGUGGAUGAAAUCAACAGGCAUGUGAGGUCAUCUUCUCUUCGAGUCUUGGUCUAUCAAGGGGUGAAGAAACAUGGCUUCUUGCAGCCUCAUAUGUUGGCAGAGCAAGAUGUAGUUAUCACCACCUAUGACGUCCUUCGCUCAGAAUUGAAUUAUGUAGAUAUCCCCCACAGCAAUAGUGAGGAUGGGCGACGAUUCCGGAAUCAGAAGCGUUAUAUGGCCAUACCCAGUCCCUUGGUAGCAGUUGAAUGGUGGAGAAUCUGUCUGGAUGAAGCUCAGAUGGUUGAGUGCACCACUGCAAAGGCUGCUGAAAUGGCUUUGCGCUUGAGUGGAAUCAAUCGCUGGUGUGUCAGUGGCACUCCAGUACAGAGAGGAUUAGAAGAUCUCUAUGGGUUAGUGCUCUUCCUUGGUGUUGAUCCAUAUUGGGUCAAACACUGGUGGGAUCAACUCCUGUAUCGUCCUUACUGCAGGAAAAAUCCUCAACCCCUCUACAACCUUAUUGCCAAAAUAAUGUGGAGGUCUGCAAAAAAGGAUGUAAUUGACCAAAUUCAGAUUCCCCCACAGACAGAAGAUGUACACUGGCUUCACUUUUCUCCAGUGGAGAGGCAUUUCUAUCACCGUCAGCAUGAGGUGUGUUGUCAGGAUGCCCUGGCAAAGCUUAGAAAGAUAUCUGAUUGGGCUCUGAAACUCAGCAGCCUUGACAGGAGGACCGUCACAUCUAUUCUCUACCCAUUGUUGAGACUCAGACAGGCUUGCUGCCACCCACAGGCUGUUCGAGGAGAAUUCUUGCCACUACAAAAAAGUACUAUGACCAUGGAAGAGUUGCUGACUUCACUGCAGAAGAAAUGUCGAACUGAAUGUGAAGAAGCACAUCGGCAACUGGUUUGUGCUCUUAAUGGCUUAGCUGGCAUCCAUAUCAUUAAAGAUGAGUAUCCCCAAGCAGUUGACCUAUACAGAGAAGUAUUACGUUCAUCUGAAGAACACAAAGACAAGCUCAAAACUGAUUCAUUACAAAGACUUCAUUCUACACACAACCUGAUGGAAUUGUUGCUAGCCAAGCACCCAGGAAUACCUCCUACCUUGAGAGAUGGCAAACUUGAGGAAGAGGCUGAACAACUUAGGCAGCAUUACAUGAGUAAAUCCAAUGCAGAAGUUGCAGAAGCCCAUCAAGCUUUGCAGCCUGUUUUGCAGAUCAUCCGGGAACUUCAGAGGAAGACACAUGCAGGCUCACCAUGGUGGCUGGAUGUAAUCCAAUCAGCAAUUCAAUAUGCUAUCGAUGAGGAACUCGUUCAGCGUGUGCAGAAUGAAAUAACCAGCAACUACAAGCAACAAACUAGUAAACUCUCCAUGGCAGAGAAGUUCCGGGACUGCAGAGGUCUUCAGUACUUGCUCACAACUCAAAUGGAAGAGCUGAAGAAAUUCCAAAAACUAGUGAGAGAGGCUGUGAAGAACCUAGAAGGGCCUCCUUCCCGUGAUGUCAUUGAAGCUGCCACAAUCUGCCACCUUCGACCUGUCAGGCUGCCUCUCAACAACUGUGUCUUUUGCAAAGCUGAUGAAUUGUUCACAGAAUAUGAGUCGAAGCUAUUCUCUCACACGGUGAAAGGCCAAACUGCAAUUUUUGAGGAGAUGAUAGAAGAUGAAGAAGGCCUGGUGGAUGAUCGGUUACCUACCACGAGUCGAGGACUUUGGGCAACAAGUGAAACAGAGCGUUCUUUGAAAGCAAUUCUGUCUUUUGCCAAAGCACACCGACUAGACCUCAGACUCAUUGAGGAAGGGAAUACUUCUAUGGAACUCUUCGAAGCAUGGAAGAAGGAAUAUAAGUUGCUUCAUGAAUAUUGGAUGGUUCUGAGGGAUCAUGUCUCUGCUAUUGACGAACUUGCAAUGGCUACAGAACGCCUAAGAGUGCGGCAUCCUGAUGAGCCAAAGCCCAAUCCACCUGUUCUUCACAUAAUUGAACCCCAUGAAGUGGAACAAAAUCGAGUCAAACUAUUGAAUGACAAGGCAGUUGCCAAAUCCCAGCUUCAGAAGAAACUUGGGCAGCUUCUCUACCUUACUAAUUUGGAAAAGUCUCAAGAUAAGACCACAGGAGGAGUAAAUCCAGAACCUUGUCCAAUCUGUGCUCGGCAGCUGGGGAAACAGUGGGCAGUACUGACCUGUGGUCACUGUUUUUGUAAUGAAUGCAUUGCCAUUAUCAUCGAGCAGUAUAGUGUGGGCACCCGCAGAAGCUCAAUUAAGUGUGCCAUCUGCCGACAGACAACUUCACAUAAAGAAAUCUCCUAUGUCUUCACUGCAGAGACAGCAAAUCAGGAAGAGGAUAUUCCUGUGAAGGGAAGCCAUUCUACAAAAGUAGAAGCUGUGGUCCGAACUCUAAAGAGAAUCCAGUUUAAAAAUCCAGGAGCCAAAUCACUUGUCUUCUCAACGUGGCAAGAUGUGCUAGACAUUAUUUCAAAAGCUCUGUAUGAUAACAACAUGGUAUUUGCACAAAUCAAUGGAAUUAACAGAUUUCAGGAGAACCUCUCAGCAUUUAAAUAUGAUCCCAAGAUCAAUAUUUUGCUGCUGCCCCUGCACACAGGGUCCAAUGGUUUAAAUAUCAUUGAAGCCACUCAUGUUCUCUUAGUGGAGCCUAUAUUGAAUCCUGCACAUGAGCUUCAGGCUAUUGGAAGAGUACACCGAAUUGGACAAACAAAGCCUACCAUUGUUCACAGAUUCCUAAUUAAAGCAACAAUUGAAGAAAGAAUGCAGGCGAUGUUGAAAACUGCUGAGAGGAGCCAUACUAGCUCAUCAAUGAAGCAAUCGGAGGCUUCAGUCUUGACAGUGGCUGAUCUUGCGGACCUAUUUACUGAAGAAACUGAAGAACUUGAAUGAACCAUACUUAACAUACAUUUAACUCAGAAAACUCAUGCAUUCACAGGCUUUAAAAAUAGAAUUUAGUACAAAUGAAGUCACGAGUCAUAAAUUCCAGUAGAUGUCACCCAACCAUAUUCUUAUGAUAGAUGAAGCUCCUUUUGGGUAUUUUCACCAUUCUCUUGUGGUGAGUGAAGCCCUUUCAAAUUACAGUUUCUAAAAGAACUAUAAAGACCUUUGGUACUAUACAUAAAAUUCAUUAUGGUCCCAAAGAAUAUCAGCAUAUAAUUUUGGAGAGAUGGGGUAAUGCUAUACUUUUCAGUAUGAUUAGUUAGAAUAAGAGGAAAGGCAUAAAAUAAGUGUGCAAACUAAUUUUUCUAGUUUAAAUUGGCCUAGAUUUGAAUCAACAUAAAUGUUCUUCAAGGCAGGAAGGGAUUCUAGUAUCUUUAUUAUGCAACUCACCGUUUCCUCUUAGUAAUAUUUUAAGUAAGUGGUGAAUUAUCCUAACUACUAACAUUUAAGUGGAUUUAAAACAUAACUUACAUAGAAAUUGCACAGUAAUUACAUGUGAACAGAACCCUUUGCAAUCAGUUGCUCAUGUUGAGUUUUUCCUUUUAUAUACAUCUUCCUCUUAAAAAUCAACACACUGAAAUCUAAGUAUUUUACACAUUUUUACAACCCCUUAAAUAAGACAUGUUGUUCAU